Messenger RNA from Athalia rosae (coleseed sawfly), 2654 nucleotides. Its product is annotated as protein SHQ1 homolog. Gene Ontology annotation, cellular component: cytoplasm; nucleoplasm. The transcript is spliced from 9 exons. The coding region runs from base 289 to 1869 and encodes 526 amino acids. The record is from RefSeq and is a predicted model, not a curated record. NCBI's taxonomy places the organism in Eukaryota, Metazoa, Arthropoda, Insecta, Hymenoptera, Athaliidae. Gene Ontology annotation, biological process: box H/ACA snoRNP assembly.
UUUCGCACGUCGUAAAAUUUUUUUUGCGCUACGCAUGUUUUCUAAAGAUAAUAAUAGUUUUUGAUUUUGUUUGCGAAGAAAAGAAUGUACGUACUUGGAAUGUACAGAUCGGCUUAAAAAAAUAAGCGUCAACAUCUUACAGUGCACCCAUUGAACCUAUGUUAUCAAGACACUACCAUAACAAUCAGCAACAAACAUAAACUGCUUAUUCAAUCACUUAGGUGUAAAACAAAUAUCGAUGACCGAUUUGUUAUUAAUGAACUGAACCGGCUCAUUUGAUAUCGAGUAAUGCUGACUCCACGAUUUGAACUCACGCAAACAGAAGGUGAAGUGAUCGUUACUGUUCAUGCUCCAUACGCUAAUAUUAAGGACACCGAAGUCUACGUCGAGGACUACGACUUUAGAUUUUACUCCGCUCCUUAUUACCUAAGGUUGAAUCUUCCGGGGAAAAUCAUUGAAAAUGAUUCAUCAACAGGGUCGUAUGAUGCUGAAAAAGGUGAUUUUGUACUGCGAUUCUCUAAAGUCAACAAGGGAGAGGAAUUUCUCAAUUUAGACAUGAUAACGACUCUACUCGCUCCACCGAAAAAGAAAAACCAGGUUGCACCCACCAUUGAAGUUAUUAGUAAUCCUGUGGUGAGCUUAUCAGAUGGAAUGAGCAAUGGUUUGGACUCUCAUAAAACUGAAUGUGAUUGUGAGGGCAACGGUGGCAAAGACGAGGAGAAAGAUGGAGAUGAAUGGUUUGUGGCUCAAAAUCCUCUUGAGGAAAAUAUUCAAGCUUCCAUAAAGCCUCCCACGUAUGGUUUUGCCAACAAAGUAUCCAACGCCUUGGCAUCUUUCGAAGCAGGAUGGACUGGUGAAAUAAUAGACUUGCCAAUGCCUGAUUCAACGCCCUCGAUCGAGCGUUCUUCUUUACGGCAAAAACACGAAUUUGAACAUUUUAGCGAGGAACAUUACAUGGCUGAUUUAAUCCAAGAGGAAUACAUUAGGCCUUAUAUCGACUUUAAGGCAGAAUGGGAAAUGUUGAAGGGGACAGAAAUUAGUCUCAGUGUCACGGAAAAAGAUCUGUUGAAAGAACUUCCCAACAAAUCAUAUCUGUUGGACAAACGAGAAAUAGAAAGGGUUUGUUGGGGAUUAGUAGAUAUUCUAUUCGGCAGUUGUUAUAACAACAGAACGACAAUGGGCGAAAAUACAGUAGAAAGUGGUUGGACCAUUAACAAAUUAAGCUCAACAUUGUGCUGGUUCCAGGAGUUUGAGAGUGCAGAGGAAGUUAUUACCGCCUGUAUAAGGAGAUCGUUAUGUUAUCCGUUGUACAGAAACUGGGAGUUAUCUCUGAAAGUAUUCGAGGAUGUUAAAAUCGUUAUCAGUUUAGGGAAAAAGUAUAUGCUGAAACGAUUGUGCGAAAUACAUGAGAUGUUCAACAAUUCCUACGAGCCUCGAUAUAUCCUAAAUCAGUUGUACGUAAAAGAUUACUUAAUUUGGUUGCAACAGACACCGAUCUCCACAUUCGAAUCUCUUGGUGCAAGUUUGAACAUAGUGCAUCCGUCCAAGGUUGAAAUGGGAUUAGAUCUUGUUGAGUUGGAGGCAGCAGCUAUUUCGGUCCACGAAGAAGAUUUGGUUAUCGAAAAUGCCAUUCACGAAAUGAUCGAUGAAGUCGACAGCUUGGCGAUCAACGAUAACAAAGACAACAAGCCCAAGUGCACGUACACUAUGGAGAGCAAAAAAUUCUUAGACUAUUUGUUAAGAAAAGGUACUUCUAGUUCAUCAGAUAGCAGCGAUUCAGAUUCUGAAACAGAAUCCGAUAGCAGCAGUUCGAGCAGUAGUAGCAGCGACGGAAGCCUUGAUUCCGAUGACACCAGCGAAGUGGAAUGACAGUCCUGUAAAUCUGAUCAUUUAUCGCCGUAAGAAUUGAAAAAUCAAGAUAUCUCGAUGGGAUUUCUUCCUGGCUCGAUUCAAGGGACUGAUCCGUUUUCCUAUAGUUAAAACAAGUUGGAAAAGUGUCCUACAAUCAAUUUGAAAAACACUUCAUUUUUAUCCCAAGAAUCGAAUGACCCAAAUCAACAUGAUUCAAUUUAGUUUUUGGUGUAUUCGCGUAUAUUGUAAACUCAGAAAUCCGACUCUGUAACCUGAACUGAUCUAUUCAUGAAAUUGAUCGAGUUAUCGCCAAUCUAUCGCUCCGAAAAGUUUAACAUUGAAACACCUACAUGGUAUUUAUUCUUAGCUCAAUUUACUCGACGGAUUUUUGUUCAUGAACUAAAAAUAUAAUAGGGAAUGAUCGGUUAAACGAUUUGGAAAACAGUCAAUUUUUUGCCCCAGAAAUCGACAUCAACGAAUUCGCUACGCCAUCGACGGUAAAUGUCAACCAACCUGGUUCAGGUAUAAGUAUUUCAUUGACGCAUUGAUUUUGCAGUAUCGAACAAACUCCAUUAGCAAAUAUAAAUUCAAAUGAAUUACGGCCUUGAGCGUGAAGUCGUAGAUCGCAAUAACAAGGAAAUCAACAAGAAAAUAUUUUCCAGAUACAAUAAACAACAAACUAUUAAUUAUUGAACCAACGCAUUCUAAUUGUGUUACACAGUGACAAAAAAAGAUGACUAAACAAUAUGACCCGUAAAGAGAUCGAACAAAAAAAUGUUAAAUAUAAAUUUUGUUGAAUAUGA